AUAUUUGUAUGUCUCUUUAAUUUGGUCUGUGGUAUGACUGACGCCUGUGCUGUUUGUUUUGAUUAUAAUUUAAUGACGAAUAAAAGAUUAGUGACUAGUGCGCACAAAAACAACGUAAAAACUGUUGUGAUUAUUAUUUACUGUUUACAAAUGAGGAAGAAUUUUUAAUCAAACCUACAUUGAACAAAUCCACAGGAUUCGAUAUUCUGUUACUCUGUCGUAAGCACCAAAUUAUUUGAGCCUUCCAACAACGCUCACCGUAAGCGAUACGACUCCAGAGUGUUGUUUGGACCGGGAAAAACAAUUGCGCAUUUAUCAAUUUUGACCAAGCGAUGAGAAGAUGGCAACUCUGCUAGAAAAUACAAAAGGGAUGACAGAUUCCGAAACUCAUCUGUUGUCUUUCAGCCUCGACAAUUUAGAAAUCGACCCCACCAGGCCUCAUAAAUAUCCUGGAAACAGUGCGGAAAAGGACAAUGAUAACAAAGAACUAUAUCCAACUGGUUGUGUAAUAUGCCGUUGCAUGAAUACAAAAUCACUAACCUGUGCAUAUCCUCAAAAACAAAAUACUGAAUUGUCAUCAAAAGAUUGUAUACUAAGGCCUCCUAAGUUAAACAGAGUAGAGAGAUGUAAGCAACAAUAUGCAGCAGCAUCUCCUGUACCUGUCAAUCGAAGGUUUAACCGUAAACAAUUAAAUCGAAAAUGGUCAACCGAUGAUGAAUUUCUAUCAGAAUUAUCACUGAACAAUAACAACAAUAGUAACGAGUGUACUAAUGUCAUACCAUGCACGGAUGAUGUAACAAUUGACGAGUUGGCCAGUUAUUUUGAAGAUCUAGUACACAUUCCUAAAAAAAUGUCUGACAUGGCUGAACUGAUGUACAAUUAAACAUAUACAUAAAUUAUGGAUCAUUUAUUGUUAUUCUGUUUUUUUGUCUUUUAGGUAAAACUUUUACUAACUUAAAAAAUUAUAAUAAUAACUUGUUGUAAUCAAUAAUAUUCAAUUGUUAUACAUAAUAUUAUAACAAUUGAAUAUACUGAUUUAAAUGUAUAGAUAUGAAUUGUUGUCAAUGUUUGUUUUUAAAAGCCAAGUCAUGUAACAGUAUAAUUAUAUAGUCAUUUUUUGAAUAAUCAUAUGAUGUGUACAAGGAAGUAAAUUACUUAUACUUCAUUACUAUUCAUUAUGUAACAUACUGAUAGUCAAGUGUGUAUUCUCAACAAUUUUUUACUAAAAUAGUUUGGUUGUAAGAAUAAAAAUUAAAUAUACAUCUUUAAUUAGUUUAUUCGAUGAUUAAUUUAGAAUUAAAUUUCUCAAGUACAUAUAGUUAACUAAUUAAAAUUAUACAAACAUUUCAUAUUUUAUUCACAUAUAUUUUCCAUUAAUUAUUUUCUAAUUAAAUUGUAAAACAAACUGCACAUUUAAUAUACUUAGUAAUUAGUACAAUGUAUUAUGUUGUAUAAAUAAAACCAGCAUUUUCAGAAUAACAAAAUAGUUAAAGAAAUUAUUUUUCAUUAGCCAUAUACAUAAAUUUAAAUUGUAUGUUUUUUAAAUUUUAUUAAAUAUAGAAAAAAUUUGUAUUUAUUUUAAAUUUUAAUAGAGUUACAUAAAAUGUAUUUUACAGAAAUUAAUAAAUAUUAGUUAUCACCUUAAUUAUAAAUGAUUAUUGGAUAUAAAAUGUUUGCAAAAUACCAUGACACGGGUAGAAAGAUUUUAUUUUAUAAAUGUAAUAAUUGAUCAAACUUUUCAUUGUAAUAA
Messenger RNA from Myzus persicae (green peach aphid), 1750 nucleotides. RefSeq lists its product as uncharacterized. The transcript is spliced from 3 exons. NCBI's taxonomy places the organism in Eukaryota, Metazoa, Arthropoda, Insecta, Hemiptera, Aphididae. Bases 341 to 883 code for a protein of 180 amino acids. The record is from RefSeq and is a predicted model, not a curated record. Gene Ontology annotation, biological process: cellular response to hydrogen peroxide.